GGACUUUAGUGUCAAGAUGGUUACGAAAGCCUUAACAUUGGUGGUUCUCGCUCUCGUGUUGACUCUUGUAACAGCGCCAGACACCGAGGACGGGAAGGACACGCCGCUGAGGACACAACGCACAGAGCAGAAUUCGUUGCCGCCGGGAUAUGACGGCCCAGAGAUCGUCAUACGCCCCGUGACCCAAGACAAGCCUGAGGGCGUGUCGGGAGGAUCAGGAAGGUCCUCCCUCGAACAGGACACCCUCAGGACGCCUUCCUGCUGGCACCGAGCGACCAGCUCCCUCGGAGUGUGUCGCCUCCACCGGGAAUGUUAUCCCCUCCUGCGCCUCCCUAACUUCGCCCCCAAAGAGGGAUGGGUCUUCGGCCUCUACGACAGCUGUCCACUAUAUCACGACAGUGCCCUGGUAUUCGGGGUGUGUUGUGCGAAGGACGAGGCGGCCGAGCAUGCAGCCCCCCAGCACACAAACGAGGUAGGAACGGCUGUGGGCGUGGAGAAGGUUGACACGUACAUGUUCGUGGAUGGUGAAGACAGAGCAGUAAAGGAGAAGGAAGGUCCUGCACUGAUGGACAGAAGCCACGUCCAAUUCGUCCCGCCCCGUAGCUUGUCCCUGUCGCGGACACCUACCUGGCCCUACCCUGAGAUCAUCACACAUCAUCCCUCACACACCGACCAACCCUGGUGGACGACGCCAGGCCCCUCCACCCCUUCCACCACCACGAAACCUUGGUGGGCCACUCCACCAACCCAGCCUCCUGCCACAACCACCACAAAGCCUUGGUGGGCAACUACAUCCACCCGGCCAACACCACCUACGAGUGGCACAACCGGCUGGUGGGAUGCCACUAAGCCAGCCACCGUUUGGACUCCACCAACAACAACUCCACGUCCUACCACAACCACCAGCAAACAAUGGUGGACGCCAUCAAAGCCAUGGUGGGAAACUCAAGCCACCCAGACAACGACCCAGCCAAGUAUCACCACAGCCUGGUGGGAUAAACCUCACCAUCAUCCCGUGCCCGUGACGCCUUCACCAAAAGAACCCACCACCACCACGCCUCCGCCUCGCCAAGUUAGUGAACAAAACCCAUGCACCCCCGGCACCUUCUACAACGCUGGGCCGGACGAGGGCUUCCGGAUCAGUGGUGGAGUGCCCGCCGCAGCUCACUCCCACCCGUGGAUCGCCGCUCUCUACAAUGGGCACAAACAGUUCUGCGGAGGUUCUCUCAUUGACAAGACCCACAUCCUGACCGCCGCCCACUGUGUUGCUCACAUGAGUCAGCUAGACAUCCAGAACCUGCGGGUGCGGCUGGGGGCCCACAACCUGCUGGCGGUGGAGAGGUCCGUGCAGGAGAUGAAGGUGUCCCGCGUGGUCAGACACAAGGACUACGACUCUCGAAGACUGUACAAUGACGUGGCGAUGCUGACACUGAGCACACCCGUGGAAUAUACCAACGAGAUCCGACCAGUCUGCCUAGACAACACAGGGAAGACCUACGACGGGGAGGACGUGACAGUGGCAGGCUGGGGCAGCAUGCACGAAGGCGGCCCCCAGCCCAGCACCCUCCACAAGGCAACGCUGCGGGUGGUGAGCCUUAGCGACUGUAAGAAGAAGUACGGUCCCGCUGCUCCUGGAGGAAUCGUUCCUACCUAUCUCUGCGCCGGUACUGACGGGAAGGACUCUUGUCAGGGUGACAGUGGAGGGCCGCUGGUGAAGUUCGUGCAGGGCGUGUGGCGGCAGGUGGGGCUGGUGUCGUGGGGCAUCGGGUGCGGCAAGGGACACUACCCUGGCGUCUACUCCAGAGUGUCCUCCUUCCUGCCCUGGAUACAGAGAGUCAAGGCGGCUUACUGAGGCAGCCCCGACACUCUUCUAUUUUCCCCGCACUCCUUUCUACUUUUCUAUUUUCUAACUAUGGUUCAUAUGAUGUUUAGUAGUUUUUAUUUCUUCUUUCUUUUUCCAUUAUCUCCUCUUGCUUAUUUCUUUAGUUUCGUACCUCUUCUGUUCUAUCGGUGCUUCUUGUCUCACUCUGUCCCUGUCUGUUUAUCUCAGGAUGCUCAAUAAUCAAGAGGUACAUGUUCCAUAAGGAUACGGCUUGAAAUGAUCGGUUGAGGGGACACGAGUCUCCUUUUCUAUCUUUGCCAACAAGUGGCAAAACGCAUUAUAAUAUUUCUGGGAGAAUACAAUGAUUAUUCUUCUGUGACGGGCAUGAUUUUUUGUUAUACUGGUUUACGCCUACGAAAGUUCUGAUUCUCAUUCAUUGUAAAACAUAAAUAGGUAAAUUAAAAUAACACUGUUGUAAGUAACGGCAUUACUGAGUGUCGUGUGUCCCACCAGGAAGAGCAGGAGGUGCCUCGCUAGCAAGCAAAGCAAGGUAACGCUCUCCCUUCUUGAUUGCAAUUACAAAAAUGGAGGGAUAGUAUGUAUGUUGUCUGCUGAACAAUAAUUACUGUUCCUUUCUCUUACACAGGAGCAAUAUUCCCAUGCCAUAACGUAUUGUGAAUCAUCAGAUGCUUAUCUUAGAACACCCAACAAUAUAUAGUGGGUUGAUAAUGGACACUUUUUAGUCACUUUCACGAUAGAUCACACAAAACUUAUCGGCACCUCCAACGAGCAUUAAUUCACAAAAAAAAAAAAAAUCAAUAUGAUAGAAUAAAAUCCUGCUAUUAUCUAAAGUAGAAAGUAAUAAAAGAUAAGAGUAA
Portunus trituberculatus (swimming crab) is the source of this 2700-nucleotide messenger RNA. RefSeq names its product transmembrane protease serine 9-like. Lineage: Eukaryota; Metazoa; Arthropoda; Malacostraca; Decapoda; Portunidae. The coding region runs from base 17 to 1852 and encodes 611 amino acids. The record is from RefSeq and is a predicted model, not a curated record. The transcript is spliced from 10 exons. Gene Ontology annotation, biological process: proteolysis. Gene Ontology annotation, molecular function: serine-type endopeptidase activity.